AUGGUCAAAGCGAAAGGAAAAGAAGCAGCAAAGAAAGCCGAGAAAAAGGCACGAAAAGAAGCCUCGCAUCAGAAGAAGUCGUCCAAGAACGAGAAGAAGCAGAUCACGAAGAAGGGCAAAGACGACGACAGCGACGCCGAAGAUGCCGACCUCGACGCAAUCCUGGCCGAAUACCAGAAGCAACAAGAACAGUUCCUCAAAGUCACCGAGAUUGUGUCCGAGCCACCCUCGCCACGCUCCUCAGCGACAUUAGUAGCCUCGCCAGCGAAUGCCAGUGAGAUCUUCCUCUUCGGCGGCGAGUAUUACAACGGGGCCCUGGUAUCUUUCUUUGCGGACCUCUACGUCUACAAGACAAACUCGGACUCGUGGCGCAAAGUCACAAGUCCGAAUUCGCCACUCCCUCGCUCCGGACAUGCCAUGUGUCAGGGAGGCAACGGUGGUGGGAUCUAUGUCUUCGGCGAGCCCAGUUCACGGGAAUGGACGAAGCUGGAAGGGAAAGGUGGACCGCCUGCGCGAAGUGGACAUCGUAUGACUUAUUUCAAGAACUACAUUGUUCUCUUUGGUGGCUUCCAGGAUACGAGUCAGCAGACAAAGUAUCUCCAGGACGUGUGGCUGUAUGAUACACAGAAGUUCAGCUGGCAUGAGCCUAAACUACCUCCUGCAGCUGGGAAACCAGAUGCGAGGUCUUCCUUCUCAUUACUCCCACACGAGUCUGGAGCUGUGCUGUAUGGAGGGUACUCACGAGUCAAAGUCGCCACAACGGCGGCAAGGGCUUCGAAGGGUGGCAAGUUGGGAUCGAGAGUCAUUAUGAAACCUGUCGUGCAUCAGGAUACUUGGUACCUACGGAUCACGCCUCCAGCUUCAGACGCGCCAGCCAAUGCGCUGCCGACUGUGAGGUGGGAGAGGAGAAAGCGACCAGUAAAUACACCCAAUCCUGCUCGAGCCGGAGCGACAAUGGCCCAUCACAAGGGACGUGGAAUCUGCUUUGGUGGUGUACAUGACGUGGAGGAGAGUGAGGAGGGCAUCGACAGCGAGUUCUUCAAUCAAUUGUUUGCCUACAACAUAGACCGCAAUCGAUUCUUUCAGCUGGGUUUGCGAAGGCCACGAACUUCAGCUAAGAAGGUCGCUGGUGCAGCUGAUCGAAGUCGGAGAGGGAGGGGUAAAGCAGAUGAGGAAGAACUACUGCGGAACUUAGCUCUAAUAGAAGGCAAAGGCACAGCGGACAUUGAGAUGCCUGACGCUGACAAGGCCGAUGCUGCUGACGAAUCCGAGAAGGUCGAGAAGCCGACAAUGUGGGAGAUGCCGCAUGUACGCUUCAACGCACAGCUGACGGUGCAAGAGGAUGUAUUGUAUAUCUUCGGUGGCACUUUCGAGAAGGGAGAUCGCGAGUACACAUUCGACGAGAUGUGGGCGAUUGAUCUUGGAAAGCUAGAUGGAUGUAGAGAAGUCUUCAAGCGGGAGAUCGAGGAUUGGCAGGGCAGUGAAGACGAAGACAGUGAAGAGGACGACGAAGAUGAUGGUUCCGAUGACUCCGAGGACGAGGAGGCAGAGGAGGGAGCUGCGCCAAGUACACCUGCCACAUCGAUCGCACCCAGCGAAGACGCCACUGCCGCAGCUGCCCAGCUCGCGGAAGAUGUUCAGGAAGAAGAGACCACAGACACAUCAACCAACGACAGACUCCCGCACCCCCGCCCCUUCGAAUCCCUCCGCGACUUCUUCACCCGCACCUCCAACGACUGGCAAGACGUGCACCUCGACUGGCUGAAAUACCAGCGCGACGUGGACGCCACUUCGGUCAAGGAGAUCCGCAAAAAGGCCUUCGCGCGCGCGGAGCAGAAAUGGUGGGAUGUGAGGGAGGAGAUCCAGGGACUGGAGGAUGAGCAGGAGGCAGCGGGGAUUAGCGAGGUGGUUGCACUCGAUCAACGGGGAGGUGGAGCAGAGGGCGGGGUUGGAAGGAGGCGAUAG
Recurvomyces mirabilis is the source of this 1965-nucleotide messenger RNA. RefSeq names its product Kelch repeat-containing protein 3 (gene KEL3). Gene Ontology annotation, molecular function: protein binding. The transcript is spliced from 2 exons. NCBI's taxonomy places the organism in Eukaryota, Fungi, Ascomycota, Dothideomycetes, Mycosphaerellales, Teratosphaeriaceae. The record is from RefSeq and is a predicted model, not a curated record. Bases 1 to 1965 code for a protein of 654 amino acids.